Molecule: messenger RNA, 1382 nt
Organism: Aaosphaeria arxii CBS 175.79
Lineage: Eukaryota; Fungi; Ascomycota; Dothideomycetes; Pleosporales
Product: PLP-dependent transferase
Exons: 5
Coding region: 88-1272 (394 amino acids)
Biological process (GO): biosynthetic process; amino acid metabolic process
Molecular function (GO): L-aspartate:2-oxoglutarate transaminase activity; pyridoxal phosphate binding
Source: RefSeq, a predicted model, not a curated record
AUCAGAGUUUUCAGCUUGUUUAUGAUAUAACAGUCGAGAAAUUGUUUUAUCUCGUUUUCAAAGAUAACAAAACUUACCAUCCCCAAUAUGCUUGAGCUCGUUCAGCAAGGGGCUCCGGACCCCAUGUUCACGUUGAAGAAGAUAGCAGAUGCAGAUAACGACCCAAGGAAAGUGGAUCUAGGAGUAGGAGUGUAUAGGAAUGAAGAUGGCAGAUACCAAGAGUUGGAAGUCGUCCGGAGGGCAAAGAAGAUCUUAGAUGGGCUUGACUUGGGCCACGAUUAUGCGUCUACUACUGGAGAUGAGGAAUUCCUUCGGCUCGGUGCCGCAGUGCUAUUCGGUGAAAAUUGCGAAGCUCUGAUUUCUGGACGCGUUUCGUCAGUACAAACUAUAUCAGGGACUGGGGCAAACUCUCUGGGUGCUUCAUUGAUUGCAUCUACUGUUCCAUCGACGAAAGUGUACAUCGGGUUACCAACUUGGGGAAAUCAUGUUCCUAUUUUUCAACACGCAGGGCUGGAGGUUGUCACUUACGACUACCUUGAUUCCACUAGGCACGCGGUUGAUUUUGAGAAUCUCCUGGACAAUGUUCGCGAGGCACCUCUUGGGAGUGUGUUUGUGCUGCAGGGAUGUUGCCAUAACCCAACUGGCGUAGAUCUCAGCCCUCAGCAAUGGGGCGAAUUAGCACAGGAACUGAGCACGUACAAUCAAGUGGCAUUUAUAGAUAUUGCAUACCAGGGUCUAGGCGACGGAUUGGCUGAAGAUGCGACUGGACUACGAACAUUAGCAGACGCAGGAUUGGAGAUGCUUGUUUGCCAGUCAUUUUCGAAGAACUUUGCACUCUAUGGCGAGCGAUGUGGAGCCUUGCAUGUUGUCUCGCAAAAAUCUUGGCUUGCUGAAAUCGUUAAGGACCAACUGCGAAGUAUUAUCCGCAAAACAUAUUCAUCAUCUCCCGCGUAUGGAAGCCGAUUGGUCAAAAUAGUGCUGUCAGACCAAAGUCUGCGUACACUUUGGCUGAAGAAAAAUCGCCAAAAUCUGCUUUCGCAUAUUGACGCUCACCAUAUCCCAGGAGAUUGGAGUUACCUCGUGUCUGAGCGAGGAUUGUUUUCGUGUCUUCAGCUCACUCCAGCUCAAUGCCGUACUCUCGUCGAUCACCAUCAUGUGCAUCUACCUGAAAAUGGACGUAUCAACAUAGCAGGUUUAAGUGAAGAGAAUAUUGAACGAGCAGCGAAAGCAUUGAAGUCUGUUGUCUGCCUUGGUUCAAAGGUUAGGCUUUAAGUGUUUAAGUGUUUUAUCACAAUUUCUUGUCCAAUGCGAGCCAUCAUUUGGGUUGCUGUCGGGGACAGAGGACCUAUUUCAUCCACGGAGAGCCAUGCCAACGGAAAGUC